Molecule: messenger RNA, 885 nt
Organism: Formica exsecta
Lineage: Eukaryota; Metazoa; Arthropoda; Insecta; Hymenoptera; Formicidae
Product: odorant receptor 13a-like
Exons: 3
Coding region: 477-815 (112 amino acids)
Biological process (GO): detection of chemical stimulus involved in sensory perception of smell; sensory perception of smell
Cellular component (GO): plasma membrane
Molecular function (GO): odorant binding; olfactory receptor activity
Source: RefSeq, a predicted model, not a curated record
UUGUUUGAUAAGCAAAAAUUAAAAAUUCUCUAAAAUUUAUAAAGAUUUUUUAUGCCUGGAUAUUUGCAGAUUUAGAUUUGAACAUGUAUUAUAUAAACGUAACAUCGCGAGAAGCAGUCUGAUUGAUUGCUCUGAUGAUGUUUGUCAUAAAAAUAUUGCAUUAUCAAUUCAGGCUUAUCGAGAAACUCUGCAGUAAGUUUGAAACGAUAUCGUGAUGAAUUUGUCUCAUCAAUUUUAAAGCUAUUUAAUGAACAUUUUUUAAUAAUCACGAUUUAUGUAUUUUAUUUAACUCAUUAUUCUUGUAUCAUUUUUAUAGGUGCGCGGAACUUAUUGAAAAUAUCUUUUCGAUAUCAUUCGCUCUGCAACUCAUAAUAGUUACGAUUGGUCUUAGCGUUACCUUACUGCAAGUAAAUUAUUUACAUUUAUAUCACUACAUAUAUGAGAGUCCUGAAAAAUAUAUUGCUGGACUAAAACAUAUGAUAUUAUUUAAGCUUUCGAUGCAGUUCAUUGGUUUAAUUGAAAAGAUGAAACACUUCCUUUACAUACUUGCUCAAUUAUUCCACUUGUUUUGCUUCAGCUUUCAAGGGAAAAAACUGAUAGAUCAUAGUCUCAAUAUUUGUGACAAAAUAUAUAAUAGCGCGUGGUAUGAGAUACCCGUAAAGGAACAGAAAUUGCUUUUGAUUACGAUGAGAAAAAGCACCAGAGCCAGUACUGUGACUGCCUGCAAGAUAUAUGUAUUUUCUUUGCAAAAUUUCACAAUGGUUCUGCAAACCGCGGUAUCGUACUUUACUGUGCUAGCAUCCUUCAGUGAAUAACUCGACGAUGAUCAUUUACGAAUUCACGUACACAUGGUACACAUUAUUAUUUAUAUAAUUAUAUAUUUUU